Messenger RNA from Symbiodinium sp. CCMP2592, 1400 nucleotides. The record is from the annotation of a GenBank genome assembly. Lineage: Eukaryota; Dinophyceae; Suessiales; Symbiodiniaceae.
GACCGGACAACCAAGACACCCUGCCCUACGAUGGUGAUGCAGUGGCUGGUAUGGUGAUCAAGCCGCCUGAGGUGGUUGACCUGAGUGAUGAUGAGCCGGUUUCCAAGGACCCGUCUGGUGACUUGCCGGAUGGUCGGGUGUCUGCUGAUGUAGAUGAUAUCCCGGUUCAAGAGGCGGUCGUGAUGCAGGAAAGUGGGCAGCUUGGUGAGGUUGCUCUUGCUUUGCCGUGUCCUGAUGCUCGGGUGUCUGCUGAUGUGGCUGAUAUCCCGGUUCAAGAGGCGGUCGUCAUGCAGGAAGGUGGGCAGCUUGGUGAGGUUGCUCUUGCUUUGCCGUGUCCUGAUGCUGCUGCUGUUGCAAUAGAGGGACAUGUGGAGGAUGCAAAGGGCUCUUCUGAUGGGGCAAAGGAAAUGCAGAGCGCGGAUACUGAGGGGCCAGUGGCAACGCAGAGCAUGCAUUCUGAGGGGCCAGUGGCUACAGAGGCUACAGAUCUUGAUGAUUUCGGCCUCCCACCCCUGAAAAAAAGAGUGAAAGGCCAAGUGUAUGCCCGUCUGAAGUCAUACUUGCAUGAGGUGGUUGUGUCGAAGCAACAUCAGGAUGAGAUGCAGAAGGCUUUGAAGGAGAGUAAGGAGGAUGAGCCUCGCAAGCAUGUACCAGUGGAUGGUUCCGAGCCCUCGAGUUCCAAGAAGGAUAAGGAGGAGGAAGCAGCCAAGGCAAAAGCCUUGGGAGUGGCAGCCGAAGGUGUGGAGCCCAUUGUCGACCAGGGUCCCAAGCCCAAAGCCCGAGCAAAGGCAAAGGCCAAGGCCAAGGCCAAUAAGGCUGUGCCAGCCGAGAAUGUGGAGCCGAUGUCUGCCAUGGCCGCAGACAACGAGGUUGCACCCGUGGUUGCUGAUCCGGGUCCGAAGCCCAAAGCCCGAGCAAAGGCAAAGGCAAAGGCCAAUGUGCCAGCCGAGAAUGAGGAGCCGAUUUCUGCAAUGGUUGCAGACAAUGCCGAGGUUGCACCCGUGGUUGCUGAUCCGGCCCCACAGCCCAAAGCCCGGGCAAAGGCCAAAGGAAAGGCCAAGGCGAGGCGAGUGGCAGAUGAGGCUGCAGACCCACCGGUCAAGAGGCGCCGAAUCAGCAGCAUUAGAAAGAAGCACCCUGAGCUGGCCAAGAUGCCUUUGUUUGAGUAUGUUGAGAUGUCAGUUUACUGGACUCGAUGUGCUGUGGGCCUCAAGCUGAAGCAGGGUGAACUGGAGAAGAAGCAGGUUAUCUAUGUCAGCAACAAGAGCCUCUCCAUGCAGGACAACAUCGACUGUGCCAUCGACAUGGCUACGAUCUUGGAAGUCGCCCAUGGCGAUUGGCCCUCUGUGAAAGACCUCUUGGAGGAGAAGAAGAGGGUUUUCCUGUUGCGACACAUGUGA